AGGCUGGAUGUACCUGGCACCCAACGGGACUGUGCCAGUGGAUGCUUCUUCCCCCAGGGACCUUUCUUGAGGGGGAGAGCUGAACAGCUCCAUGGGCAGGGAGCCAGGAGCAGAGUGGGGGGGUUCAGAGUACCUCCUGCUCCAGCACUUACACCCCCUUUGCUGUUUUGCAGGGUUUUUAAGAAAGCCAGUCCUAACGGGAAGCUCACUGUCUACCUUGGGAAGAGGGAUUUUGUGGACCACAUCGACGUGGUGGACCCCGUGGAUGGAGUAGUCCUGGUGGACCCUGAAUACCUGAAGGAGAGAAAAGUCUUUGUGACAUUGACCUGCGCCUUCCGCUAUGGCCGUGAAGACCUGGACGUCCUGGGGCUCACCUUCCGCAAGGACCUGUUUGUGGCCAACUCCCAGGCUUUCCCCCCUGUCCCUGAGGACAAAAAGCCGCUGACACGGCUGCAGGAGCGGCUCAUCAAGAAGCUGGGCGAGCACGCCUACCCCUUCACCUUUGAGAUCCCCCCCAACUUGCCUUGCUCUGUCACGCUGCAGCCAGGCCCAGAGGACACAGGGAAGGCCUGUGGGGUGGACUACGAGGUCAAAGCUUUCUGUGCUGAGAACCUGGAGGAGAAGAUCCACAAGAGGAACUCAGUGCGCCUGGUGAUCCGUAAGGUCCAGUAUGCACCAGAGAGACCCGGCCCCCAGCCCAUGGCAGAGACCACCCGGCAGUUCCUCAUGUCAGACAAGCCACUGCACCUUGAGGCAUCCCUGGACAAGGAGAUCUACUACCACGGGGAGCCCAUCAGUGUCAACGUGCAUGUCACCAAUAAUACCAACAAGACCGUGAAGAAAAUCAAGAUCUCAGUGCGCCAGUAUGCCGACAUUUGCCUCUUCAACACUGCCCAGUACAAGUGCCCAGUGGCUGUGGAGGAUGCUGAUGACAUGGUGGCCCCGAGCUCGACGUUCUGCAAAGUCUACACCCUAACUCCCUUCCUUGCCAACAACCGGGAGAAGCGGGGGCUGGCGCUGGAUGGGAAGCUCAAGCACGAGGACACCAACCUGGCCUCCAGCACACUGUUAAGAGAUGGAGCCAACAAGGAGAUCCUGGGCAUUAUUGUCUCCUAUAAGGUGAAGGUGAAGCUGGUGGUGUCACGAGGAGGCCUGCUGGGAGACCUCGCCUCCAGUGAUGUUGCAGUGGAGCUGCCCUUCACACUGAUGCAUCCCAAACCCAAGGAGGAACCAGUACACCGGGACAUUCCAGAGAAUGAAGCACCCAUAGAUACCAAUCUGAUAGAGCUCGAUACAAACGAUGAUGACAUUGUGUUUGAAGACUUCGCCCGCCAGCGACUGAAAGGCAUGAAGGAUGACAAGGAGGAUGAGGAGGAGCGGACAAAUUCCCCACAGCUCAACGACAGAUAAGCGAGCCCCCCCUGCUCGCCACCCUGCCCCAGGGACACCCCUACAUUAGGCUGCUUCUCUUUUCUAUAAUUAAUUAAUUAAUUUUGUUUUCUACCUGUACUGGGAGCCUACAGAUCACCUGAUGGCCACAGGACCUAUAACCGUCCAGCUGUGCCGUGUUGUCUCUUCAUCCAGCUGCCAGAGCUGCUGUUUCCUGUGCAGGGCAUGGCCAGGGGGGUGCUGGAGGCAGCAGGGCUCACUGUAACCCCAUCCCUGUCCAGCCUCCUGCCACUUACCAGAGCCCUCUCCUAUGAGCUGCCUCUUUUAUGAGUUUUAUAUAAGCCCAGUCUCAACACCAGUUUGCUAUGGGGAGGGGGGUUGCAGCAGAAUGGGGGGGUGGGUGGUUUUUUUAGGCAGCCUUCUCAUGGGAAAAGGCACCUGUGCACUUCGGUGUCCCCUCCUUUCACCCAUGGCCAGUCCCCCUCUGUCCGGCCCUGCUGCAUGUGUUCCCUCCCUGGGAUGCAUGAGCCUGGCUUUGACUUUGGCCCCUGCCCCAGCUGCUCCAAAGGGGGUGGGCAGCACCUGCCCUUCUCUUCCCCCAAGUCCCCUCAAAGUGGCCAACCCCAGGGGUCCUCCCAGCUGCAUCAGUUUUCACACCAGUAUAAUCUCCCUGGAGGAAACCAGCUCAGAGCUGGGAGCUGCUGGGGCCAGGUUAAGGUGGCAGAGGGGACACUGUGCAUCUGUGCCAUCAGUCACACACUGUUUGGUCUGGGAGAGGCUUCAAAUGCCCCUUCACAAUGGCAGCGUUGUGGCGGAAUAGCCUGGUGCCCAGUAAAAUAUUGCCAGGGCUACUUUUGUCCUGCAAAAAGC
Messenger RNA from Cyanistes caeruleus (blue tit), 2259 nucleotides. The record is from RefSeq and is a predicted model, not a curated record. NCBI's taxonomy places the organism in Eukaryota, Metazoa, Chordata, Aves, Passeriformes, Paridae.